UUUGUCUAACCAUCCAAGAUGGCCGCGCUUGUGGGGCUCCGUGCGUGUUUCUCCGCCCUUCAGCUUUCUUCGCCAAGCCUCCUGCACAGUUCUUUCAGACUGUGCACUGUGCCGUUGAGUCGACGGACCUUUGCCGCCGAGGCUAAGAAGACGUACAGCAGAGACAAGCCUCAUGUGAACAUUGGAACAAUUGGGCACGUUGAUCACGGCAAGACCACUCUGACUGCAGCCAUCACUAAAGUGCUUGCGGAUGCUGGUGGUGCAAACUUCAAGAAGUAUGAGGACAUUGAUAAUGCCCCAGAGGAGAAGGCCAGAGGAAUUACCAUCAAUGCCUCUCACGUUGAAUACACCACAGCCAACAGACAUUACGCCCACACAGACUGUCCUGGCCACGCUGACUAUGUCAAGAACAUGAUCACGGGCACAGCUCAAAUGGACGGCUGCAUCCUGGUGGUGGCGGCCACCGACGGUCAGAUGCCUCAGACACGUGAGCACCUCCUGCUGGCCAGGCAGAUUGGUGUUGAGCAUGUGGUAGUUUUCAUCAACAAAGCUGACGCUGUGGAAGACAAAGAGAUGUUGGACCUGGUGGAGAUUGAGAUCCGUGAGCUUCUCACUGAGUUUGGCUACGAUGGCGAUAGCACUCCUGUUGUGAUCGGGUCUGCCCUCUGCGCUCUGGAGGGCAGGGAGCCAGAGCUGGGUGUGAAUGCAGUGAUGAAACUCCUGGAGACUGUGGAUACUUAUGUUCCUUUGCCCAAAAGAGAUAUGGAAAAACCGUUCCUUCUGCCUAUUGAAGGAGUUUAUUCAAUCCAAGGGAGAGGCACAGUUGUGUCAGGCACCAUGGAGAGAGGUAUCAUCAAGAAAGGAGACGACUGUGAGUUUGUGGGACACAACCGCAGCUUCAAGUCUGUAGUUACAGGUAUUGAGAUGUUCCACAAGUCUCUGGACCGGGCAGAGGCGGGAGACAACCUGGGGGCGCUGGUCCGAGGCCUGAAGAGGGAGGAUUUGAGGAGGGGGAUGGUGAUGUGCAAACCAGGCUCCAUCUCGCCUCACCAGAAAGUCAAAGCACAGGUGUACGUUCUGAGUAAGGAGGAGGGAGGCAGACACAAACCGUUUGUCACCAACUUCAUGCCCGUCAUGUUUUCCUUCACCUGGGACAUGGCCUGCAGGAUCACUCUGCCUGGUGAUAAGGAAAUGGUGAUGCCUGGUGAGGACACAUCGUUGACGCUGACCCUCCGCCAGCCGAUGGUUCUGGAGAAAGGCCAGAGGUUCACUCUGAGAGACGGAAACAGAACCAUUGGUACCGGCCUGGUUACAGACAUCAUGCCCGUCACAGAUGAAGACUUGUGCAACUGGGGAUGAAGAAAAACUCUGUAAAGAGGGGUGGGAUGGGGUUUACUGCCGGGGUUAGUGUGGGAGGCUGGUUGGGCGACCGGAUGCUCAGAUGAAUUACUUCUCGAAAAUGUGCACAUAAGUCAAACAGGAAAAGCUUCAAAAGAGUGAAAGGCUUUGUCGUGCGAUUCCACUCAACCAAAAUAUCUGUAAUGCUCAGUAUGGACUUUGUGUUUAAGGAUGGUCAAAAUAAUGUCAUUUAUGUAAUAAAAUGUAUUUAAUAAUAA
Cololabis saira (Pacific saury) is the source of this 1616-nucleotide messenger RNA. It is a transcript of the gene tufm, whose product is annotated as Tu translation elongation factor, mitochondrial. The record is from RefSeq and is a predicted model, not a curated record. Gene Ontology annotation, cellular component: mitochondrion. Lineage: Eukaryota; Metazoa; Chordata; Actinopteri; Beloniformes; Belonidae. The transcript has 10 exons. The coding region runs from base 19 to 1359 and encodes 446 amino acids. Gene Ontology annotation, molecular function: GTPase activity; GTP binding; translation elongation factor activity. Gene Ontology annotation, biological process: mitochondrial translational elongation.